Drosophila biarmipes is the source of this 393-nucleotide messenger RNA. RefSeq names its product splicing factor 3B subunit 5 (gene Sf3b5). Gene Ontology annotation, biological process: mRNA splicing, via spliceosome. The transcript has a single exon. Lineage: Eukaryota; Metazoa; Arthropoda; Insecta; Diptera; Drosophilidae. The record is from RefSeq and is a predicted model, not a curated record. Bases 91 to 348 code for a protein of 85 amino acids. Gene Ontology annotation, cellular component: precatalytic spliceosome; U2 snRNP.
CCACCUCUGGUCACACCAGGUACCAUCACAAAAAAAGAAACAAAACAGCACUGUGUUUUCCUGCCAGUUCUAAGGUAAAAAAAAAGGAAAAUGGGCGAACGCUACAACAUCCACAGCCAGCUGGAGCAUCUGCAGAGCAAGUACAUCGGCACGGGACACGCGGAUACCACGAAGUUCGAGUGGCUGACCAACCAGCACCGCGACUCUUUGGCCAGCUACAUGGGACACUACGAUAUUCUCAACUACUUUGCCAUUGCCGAAAACGAAUCAAAGGCCCGCGUGCGCUUCAACCUGAUGGAAAGGAUGCUACAGCCUUGUGGACCGCCGCCAGAAAAGCAAGAGGAUUAAGGAAAUGCAAUUUAAAUACAUUAAACAAAUUUAUAAACAAGAAAA